AUGGAAAUAUCAAGCAAUAGCCAAGUGUUUGAAUUCGUUGUCAAUAAAGGGCAGACAAUUCUUGUUCCUCCAGCCGAGAAAACCCCGACCGGCCUAUAUUUCCUCUGCAACUUGGAUCAAAACAUUGCUGUCACAAUGCGAACAGUUUACGGCUUCAAAUCCGAAGAGGAAGGCAAUGAGAAUGCUGUAGAAAUAAUCAAGGACGCCCUGUCUAGAGUUCUUGUGCAUUUCUACCCGCUUGCAGGGCGGCUGACGAUCAGUCCGGAUAAGAAACUUGCUGUGGAUUGCACGGCCGAAGGGGCAGUGUUUGUGGCGGCCGAAGCGGAUUGUAAACUUGAAGAUUUAGGUGAUAUUACGAAGCCUGAUAAUGGGAUGCUUCGGCAGCUUGUUUAUGAUAUUCCUGGUGCUGAAAAUAUACUGGAAAUUCCUCCCAUGGUGGCUCAAGUGACGAAGUUCAAAUGCGGAGGUUUUGUUAUAGGGAUGUGUAUGAACCAUUGUAUGCUUGAUGGAAUUGGUGCAAUGGAUUUUUUAAAUUCUUGGGGUGAAACUGCUAGGAAUUUGCCUGUUAAAGUCCUUCCAUUUCUUGACAGAACUAUUCUCAGAGCAAGAAAUCCACCCCAGAUUGAAUUCCCCCACCAUGAAUUUUCUGAUAUUCAAGAUAUAUCAAACACCUCUCAACUUUACAAACAAGAAAUCAUUUGCAAAUCCUUUCAUUUUGACCCCGAAAAGCUUGAGAAUCUCAGAAAGAAAGCCUUGGAGGAUGGAAAUCUUCAUAAAUGCACCAGAUUUGAAGCUCUUACGGCUUUUGUUUGGAAAUCUCGUAGUCAGGCAUUAAAACUGAAGCCUGAUCAACAGACGAAACUCCUUUUCGCAGUUGAUGGCCGGUCGAGAUUUGAUCCACCACUCCCAGGGGGAUUCUUUGGCAAUGGAAUGGUGUUAACAUAUUCAAUCUGUAGUGCAGGUGAUCUAGUGAAAAAUCCUCUUUCAUUUGCAGUGAAACUAGUCUCCGAUGCAGUUAAAAUGGUCACAGGCCGUUACAUGAGAUCUGCCAUAGACUAUUUUGAGGUAACUCGAGCCAGGCCAUCUAUGUCCGGAACCCUACUGAUUACGACCUGGUCCAAGCUAUCUUUCCAUACUAUCGAUUUUGGUUGGGGAGAACCUGUUGUGUCAGGGCCUCUAGGCUUGCCUGAUAAGGAAGUUAUUGUGUUCGCAUCUCAUGGAAAAGAAAGGAAAGGUGGCAUUAAUGUGAUUGUGGGAUUACCAGCCUCUGCAAUGAAGACCUUCCAAGAAAUCUUGCUUGCAUCAAGUGCCGGGUAA
This is a messenger RNA of Fraxinus pennsylvanica, 1317 nucleotides long. Lineage: Eukaryota; Viridiplantae; Streptophyta; Magnoliopsida; Lamiales; Oleaceae. The record is from the annotation of a GenBank genome assembly.